This is a messenger RNA of Amblyraja radiata (thorny skate), 1906 nucleotides long. RefSeq names its product tubulin polymerization promoting protein (gene tppp). Gene Ontology annotation, biological process: microtubule polymerization; positive regulation of protein polymerization; microtubule bundle formation. The transcript has 4 exons. The coding region runs from base 168 to 821 and encodes 217 amino acids. The record is from RefSeq and is a predicted model, not a curated record. Gene Ontology annotation, molecular function: tubulin binding. Gene Ontology annotation, cellular component: microtubule. Lineage: Eukaryota; Metazoa; Chordata; Chondrichthyes; Rajiformes; Rajidae.
UGCCUGUCCCGGCCCCACUGUCUGUCUGCCUGUCCCGGCCCCACUGUCUGCCUGUCCCGGCCCCACUGUCUGCCUGUCUAUCUACCCCGUCUGUACCGUCCCGCCGUCUGACUGUCUAACUGCCCAGUCCGCCAGGCGACGGCCACCGACCCGCUUAGUGGAGCAAAAUGGCUGAAUGCAAAUCCAAAUCAGUAAGAGGAGCAGCGAAGGGUGACCGGGCAAAGGAGAAAGGAGCCAAACACCACAUGUCUGAUUCAAACGGCACCCCUGAUGGGGAUGCUGCUACACCCCAAGAACUCAGUUCCCUGGAAGAGGCCUUCAGGAAAUUUGCUAUUCUUGGAGACACAAGAGCCAUGGGUAGAGAUAUGAACGGCAAAAAUUGGUCAAAAUUGUGUAAAGACUGUAACAUCACAGAUGGAAGGAACGUGACGAUCACGGAUGUUGACAUUAUGUUUUCCAAAGUCAAGCCAAAGUCUUUUAGGACGAUCAACUUUGAUCAAUUUAAAGAUGCCCUUCAAGAGCUCGCACAGAAGAGGUUUAAAGGGAAAAACGAAGAAGAAGCAAUCCAAGAGCUUCACAAGUUGAUAGAAGGAAACUCCCCCGUGAUAUCAGGGAUUACGAAAUCUGUACUAUCUCCUGCACUGACUCGACUCACCGACACCUCAAAGUUUACCGGCUCCCACAAGGAAAGGUUCGAUCAGAGCGGGAGAGGCCGAGGAAAAGCGGGCCGGGAAUACCUGGUUGAUGAUACCGGCUACGUGGUGGGAUACAAACAUGCAGGAACGUAUGACCAAAAAGUAAAAGGAGCAAAACAGAAUUAAAUUAUUUUAAACAAAGGCACCGAUUCCACCACAAAUGUUCCUACUCCCACAAUGCCCUUGCCUGUAAGAAUCAGAAGUAGGAACCAAAUCAUUGUUCAUUUCAACUUAUCUCCUGUUGGCACGGAAAAUUGGCACCUCCUCUCACCACCUUGCCUUGGAUGGUUCUGAGAAUCUUUCAUCCUUUUACAAUGACUCGCAGGGAACAAAUACAUGUAUUACUGUGAAAGGUGUGAAUAUCCUGAUUAAAAUGACCAAUCUUCUAAUGGACACCUACAGAUAAGUGUCACAAGGAAUGUUGUCACCAUUUCAUUUUGAUGCAGUCCACCUAGAUCAAUAGUGAGAAUUCAAUGUAUUUCCAUGUUGACAUCUGGAACUGCUGCUGUGGCUUGAAAUAGAUGUUAGUGGACAGUGCAAAACUGCUUUGUGUUACUAAAUGCCCUUUGAAAAGUGCUUAAAUGAAACAAUGGAAAGGAAUGUACAAGGGACUGAAAGAGAAAAAAAUGUUUUUGCAGAUAAAUGUGUAGGAUUCAAAGAACAUUUCUUGCCCAAGGGGAUUAACCUGCCCAAUUAAUUUCAGUAAUGUACAAUGCUCUUCCGAUACGUCUUCCUUCUGAUCUAUUAAGAGUCCUUUCACUUCGAGAUGUUGGAUGCAUGAUUUUGACCCGAACCAUCGACCAUUCCUUUCCAACCACGGAUGCUGCUCAACCCGCAGAGUUCCUCUAACAAAUGGGGAUUCAAGGAACUGCAGAUGCUGGUUCACAAACAAAAAAGACACAAAGUGCUAGAGUUACUCCAGAACUUUGUCUUUCUUUCCUCCAAACAGAUUGUUUGUUGCAAUGAAAAGGACUAGUCUGUUGUGAUCAGAAAAGCAGACUUUGAAAGGAUGGAAACAUGGAAGAGUAAUACAAAUGUUGGUCUUCACGCAUCUGAGGUUUGUCCUCUGGCUUACUGUACAAGAUUAAUUUCACAGUCACUGAAUGACUUUCUCUAAAGGGAAAAUACAUAAAUGUUAAUAAGUCAUCUGUAAUCAUCACAAGUCUCUGAUAGAUAACACUUGCAUCCCUUAAUGAUGUGUGUGAUUGAAA